This is a messenger RNA of Cyprinodon tularosa, 3008 nucleotides long. RefSeq lists its product as uncharacterized. Gene Ontology annotation, cellular component: mitochondrion. The transcript has 7 exons. The coding region runs from base 100 to 1920 and encodes 606 amino acids. The record is from RefSeq and is a predicted model, not a curated record. NCBI's taxonomy places the organism in Eukaryota, Metazoa, Chordata, Actinopteri, Cyprinodontiformes, Cyprinodontidae. Gene Ontology annotation, biological process: anterograde axonal transport.
GGGUUAGCUCCAGGCUCCGCCCCCCUGCGUGUUCCCCAGAUCUCCCAGCUCUCUGAUCCACUCAGCAGUUCGGAGCUCCGAGGCCCCCGGAGAGCAGAGAUGUUUACCUGCAGAGCGGCCUGGCAGCGGUGUGGGCCCCUGGCCCGGAGAGCGGCCUACAGGAGGCCCCUGGACGGCGUGCAGCGGCGGCCCAUGUCGUCAGUCCCUGGCGGUUCCGGGGAGAACAUCCUGUACACCGUGCUGUGUGGCGGAGCGCUGGUCGGCGCGCUGUCCUACGGAUAUCUGACCGUCACCUCGGACCAUGCCAGGUUCAACGAGCGCAUCAGUGAAAUUAGAGCCCGGCCAAAGACGGACUGGACCCCUAAACCCUGGCCGCCUAAAGGAAAAGAUGAAGAUGAAGAUGUAGAGGCUGAAGCUGAGGAAGAGGAGGCCGCUGCUGAGGCAGAGGCCGUAGUGGAGGAAGCAGCUGAGGCUGAGGCCGCUGAGGCGGUCGCUGAGGCUGAGGCCGCUGAGGCGGUCGCUGAGGCUGACGCCCAGGUGACACAGGAAGCGGAGGCAGCUGCAGAGGAAGUGGCCGAGGCGGUGGAAGACGCCGCUCAGGCCGUGGCGGAACCCGCCGAGGCCGGCGCCGAGGAGACCCAAAGCGAUGUGCCACUAGCAGCUGCCUCUGCAUUAGAGUUACUGAAGAAAGGUGAAGGUGAAGAUGACUUUACACCUGCUGAUCAAGAGCCCCUAUCUCAAGCAGUGGAGAAGCCUGUUGAAGAAAUGGCCCUUGCUUCUGCAGAGGAUCCUGUACCAGUGGAGGUUGCAUCAGUUCUUGAGGAGUCACCUGCCCCCUCGGAGAUCGCACCGGUCAUAAAGGAGACCCCAGCAUUAACAUUGGUUGAGCCAGAUGUGGAGGAGCCCUCUGCACCUGUAGAGGUUGUGUCAGUUGUCAAGGAGGUCCCUGAACCCAUAGAGGUUGUGCCAGGUGCUGAGGAGGACCCAGCACCCGCAGAGGAUGCACCGGUUAUCAAGAUGCCCCCCUUACCAGAAGAAGUUGUACCAGUUGCUGAGAAUGCAUCUUCUCCAGAGGAAGUUGUGCCAGUUGCCAUGGAAGCCCCUGGACCUGUAGAGGUUUCACCAAUUGAAAAGGAGACCCCUUCAGCAGAUGAGGUUGCCCCAGUUGUUGGGGAGGCUCCAGAACCUGAAGAGGUUGCGCCAGUUGUAGGAGAGGCCCCUGCACCAGAAGAGGUUGUGCCAGUUGUCGGGGAGGUCCCUGCACCAGAAGAGGUUGCACCAGAGGCCAUUGAAGCCCCUACACCUAUAGAGAUCAUAGCAGGUGUUGAAGAGUCCUCUGCUCCAAAAGAAGUUGUGCCAGUUGUUGAGGUGCCCCCUGCACCAGAAGAGGUUGCACCAAUUGUCAUUGAAGAAGAUGCACACAUAGAGGUUUCGCCUGUUAUGGUGGAGGCCACUUCACCAGAAGAAGUUGUUCCAGAUGUCAAGGAGGCCAUUGCACCCAUAGAGGUUCCAUCAAUUGUUGAAGAGGCCCUUGAACCAGAAGAAGUUCUGCUGGUUGUUGAGGUGGCCUCUUUAUCUGUAGAGGUUGCAUCAAUCGUUGAGGAGGCCCUUGACCCAGAAGAUGUUGCACCUGUUGUCAUGGAAGCCCCUGCAUCUGUAGAGAUACUACCUGUUGUUGAGGAGGUUCCUUCACCAGAAGAAGUUGUGUCAGGUGUAAAGGAGGCCUCUGCACCUGUCGAGGUGGCACCAGUUAUGCAGGAGACCCCAACGUUUUUAGAAAGCACUGACAAAGAAUAUAUCGUAGUUGUCCUUGAAGGAACACCUAAAGAGGAGAAAAGACCCAAGGUACUGGGAAUUGGUCCCAUGACUGGUAGAAUCAUCCUGGCUCCAGAAAAUGAAUCUGGACCCACCUCUGAGUAAAGCUCUCCCAACUGAUGGCCUCCAGUCCUGCAGUAGAAGACGGAGGAUGUGCCUUUCUCCUUCACUUCAUCCGUUAGCUUACAUCACUUUAAGAGCCGCUGCUACGUUGAGCCCGUCACUCUGAAACACCACAUGUAUGAGAAUAUUUAGUGUUUUAUUUCUGAGAAUUUCCAGGAACAUUUCCUCACUCUGUUUACAGCUUUAGACUAAACUGAGCCUCUCCAUCCUCCCUGAUCCUUACUGUUACAGCUUACUUCUAAGAAAUCACUCCAGAGGAGCGUGCCCAUGUGUUGCAUCUCCUCCAAACCCUGCCGCCUCAGUAUUAGCUCUCCAAAUGAGCGGCACUCUGUUACAAUCACCUCCUUCUGGUUCAAGCUUGAAUAACUGGAAACUCUGACAUUAUUUCCACUUGUUUUCUUCUACCUCACUUUUUUCCUCAUGUAUUUGAUGCUAAAAUCACCCCAUCGCCCUGAUGCACUCCAUUCGAUGUUAGCAGCCAAACCACCGACUCUUUAGAAUCACGCUGAGCACAUGGUUGUAGAACCGUCAGCAGCAGGUUUACCUUUAUUGUCACUUAUCAAUAUUCAGUUUAAGCAAAGCUUCAAAAAUGUUUUGGCCACAGGUUAAGUUAGAGAAGGGAAAUUAUGACGGGAUCGUUGUCUGCGUCAGACAAUCAGCAGCAUUUCUAUGGUAAACCUGCACGCUCUAGAAAUGUAGCUCUUUGACUGGUGUCCUAAUGCUAAUACUCCUCUGGGAAUGAGAAGGGAAAAUAAAGCAGCAUCUUGUGUGUUUUUGUCCUCUUUGUUUCUUUGCUUUCCUCCAGAACACCUACUGUAUGUUUGGUCUUAAUGGUGAUAAUGGUGUGUCUGAAGGAAGGCCUCCAAUGUGAACCAGCUUUGACGGCUCUGUUGCUCUCCUCUUCCUUUCUGAAAUCCUUUCUUUAGCCCCAGGGAUCACAGAAACCAAACUGUUAGACUCUGUGUUAAUUAAGACAGGUUUCUGUCUUAGGAUCUAAGUAGUCGCCAUUGAACAGCAGAUACUGUGAAACUUUUCCCUUGUUUUACCAAAUAAAGAACUUGAAAAGAGAA